AUGGAACCCCAAUGGAGAGCAGAGAUCGAAAUGGCAAUGGCUUCGCGCCUUGUCGCGGAGAAGAAAAGAAUCUGUAGCUUUCAAACCCUAAUAGUUUCCUACUCAAUCUCUGCAACACCUUCCUCUCCAUUUCGAAACUUUGAGAGUACGAAUUCUCUGCAUAACCCCGUUGAACCCUAUCGUCUUUCUUUCUGCUCGUCGUUCUCGACCUCAUUCUUAAGUACAAAGACGAAGAAGAAGAAACGGAAAAAGAAAGAGAGCGCAAGAACAAAAUUCGUCCAACACGAAUCCACUCGCAUCCAACACUUCGAAGAACUCGUCCAACGAGACGCCUUCUUUCGAUUCCUCACCAGAAGCAAAGAGUUCCUCUCCAAGCAGCCCGAACACGUCCUCCGCCUCGAUGACGCGGGCAAGCUCUACCGUGAACUAGGGUUCCCUCGGGGCCGCAAGGUCACCCGGUCGAUCGAACGCCAUCCCUUGAUCUUCCAGACUUAUCGCCACACAGACGGCAAAAUGUGGUUUGGUUUCACUGAUUUGAUGGAAGAUCUGCUCGAGGAGGAGAAGUCCAUUAUGGAUCAAAUGGAGGAAGAUAGGGUUACUAGAGUCCUUAAGCUUCUCAUGAUGUCGGCGAAGAAACGAAUUCCGCUGAGUAAGAUUUAUCAUUGUCGACUUUUAUUUGGGAUUCCUGAAGAUUUUAGAGACCGUGUUUCGAAGUAUCCAGAUUAUUUCAGAAUUGUUGUUGAGACUGAUGGGAAGCGGAUACUUGAACUUGUGAAUUGGGAUCCUGCGUUAGCUGUGAGUGCUCUCGAGAGGGAUUUUAUCUUAGACGAGGAUCGAGUUAAGAAAGCAUUCAAAUUUCCUCUGAGUCAUGCCAAAUCCUUGGACCUCGAUGAGGAUGAUACGAGGAAGCUGAACUUGGUGACCACGCUUCCGCUGGUUUCUCCCUACUCGGACGCUUCGGAGUUAAAGAUUUGGUCUCUGGAAGCGGAGAAGUAUCGGGUUGGGGUUUUACAUGAGUUCUUGAGCUUGACAUUGGAAAAGAGGGCGUCAAUACAUCAUAUUGUGGAAUUUAAGGAGGAAUUCAGUCUCACGAAGCACACUUACCAAAUGCUUCAGAAACAGCCCAGACCGUUCUAUCUGGCUGGGACCGAAAUGAACUGGGCUGUAUUCCUGAGAGAUGCCUAUAGGCAAGAAGGGGUUUUGAUCGAGAAGGAUCCGCAGGUGCUCUUCAAUGAGAAGCUUUAUCGUUCUGCUCAAAGCCUUAAAUGAGAGAGAGAGAGAGAGA
This is a messenger RNA of Telopea speciosissima, 1285 nucleotides long. RefSeq names its product protein WHAT'S THIS FACTOR 1 homolog, chloroplastic-like. The transcript is spliced from 2 exons. NCBI's taxonomy places the organism in Eukaryota, Viridiplantae, Streptophyta, Magnoliopsida, Proteales, Proteaceae. The record is from RefSeq and is a predicted model, not a curated record. Bases 1 to 1269 code for a protein of 422 amino acids. Gene Ontology annotation, molecular function: RNA binding.